Messenger RNA from Metarhizium album ARSEF 1941, 1140 nucleotides. Its product is annotated as GDP-mannose transporter. Gene Ontology annotation, molecular function: GDP-mannose transmembrane transporter activity; antiporter activity. The record is from RefSeq and is a predicted model, not a curated record. Gene Ontology annotation, biological process: transmembrane transport. NCBI's taxonomy places the organism in Eukaryota, Fungi, Ascomycota, Sordariomycetes, Hypocreales, Clavicipitaceae. The transcript has 4 exons. Bases 1 to 1140 code for a protein of 379 amino acids. Gene Ontology annotation, cellular component: Golgi apparatus.
AUGUCGGACAAGAAAUCCGACGACACGGUCCUCAUGUCCAAUGGCCAUGGAGACGGCAUCGCCAACGGCCGCGACGGCGACGCCCGCAAGCAGCCCUUUGCGAGCUUCUCGCCCGCCCAGGCAAAGACGGAUGCGCUCAAGGAGUUGGGACCGUCCAUGGCAUCGCUGGACAAUAGCCGCGGCGCGUCCGUCUUGGCCUACUGUCUGAGUUCCAUGAGCAUGACCAUUGUGAACAAGUACGUUGUCUCGGGCUCUGACUGGAACAUGAAUCUGUUGUAUCUCGCCGUUCAGUCCAUUGUCGGAACCGUGGCGAUUCUCAUGUGCAAGCAGGCUGGCAUGGUCAAAGACCUAGGUGCAUUCGACGCGCAAAAGGCAAAGACUUGGUUUCCUAUUGCUCUGCUACUCGUCGCCAUGAUUUACACGGGCAACAAGGCCCUCCAGUACCUCUCUGUUCCCGUGUACACCAUCUUCAAGAACUUGACCAUUAUUGCCAUUGCCUACGGAGAGGUCCUCUUGUUCGGGAGUAGCCUCACUCCGUUGACACUCGUCUCGUUCAUCAUGAUGGUGUUUAGUUCGGUUGUGGCCGCGUGGGCGGAUGCCAAGAGUGCCGCCACGGCUGCCGCCAUGGCCACCUUGAACCUGGGCUACGGAUGGAUGGGCAUCAAUGUUUGCUGUGCCGCCAUGUAUGCCCUCAGCGUGCGCAAGGUUAUCAAGAAGACGGGCUUCAACAACUGGGAAGUCAUGUAUUACAACAACCUACUUACCAUUCCUGUCCUCCUCAUCUCAUCUCUCCUUGUCGAGGACUGGUCCUCUGCCAACCUCAGCAUCAACUUCCCCGCCAGUUCUCGCUACAGCAUGUGCACCGGCAUGGUCUACUCGGGUCUCGGUGCCAUCUUCAUCUCCUACUCAACCGCCUGGUGUAUCCGCGCCACUUCUUCCACCACAUAUGCCAUGGUCGGUGCGCUGAAUAAGUUGCCCGUCGCAAUUUUGGGCAUCGUUUUCUUCGCCGCACCAGUCACCUUUGGCAGCGUCGCCGCCAUCAUCUUGGGCUUUGUAAGCGGUAUCGUGUAUACUGUUGCCAAGCUUCAGAAGGGCAAGGAAAAGCCUCAGCCUGCACUGCCGCUGACCAACAAGCGAUAG